AUGGCCUCUACCCGCAGCAUCCGCCGUACUCGUGCUACCGCCGAACCAGAAGCAACAAACACCAGUGAAGAAAACCGUGAAACGCGCACCCCUGCCACUGAAAGUGUGCAACAAGCAUCAACCUCUCCUAUGGAACCAGACUCUGAGCAUAGUUCAGAAGGGGACACCUCUUCUGAAGAUUUGAAUGCAAUUGAGGCCGAGAAGAUAGCUGUGACUAGGAGAAUUAAGAAGUUACAGGCUGAGAAGGAAUUGCGAGAACUCCAACACCGGUGCAAUACUUUACUGCAAGAAUUAGAUGAAACCAUCCCAGCCACCCGAAAUACACUCGAAGCGCAUCCGAACCAUGGUAGAGACGCAACUAGCGUGAAUUGUAACCGCGAAAACGCCACAAGCAUCCUCGGACCACCGGAACCUACGCUACAAGCGCCCAACACCUUAGUGGAAAGCGCCGUGACUACUGUCAGUGGGAGACGUAGUCGGGUACCACUUUGGCAAUUAGAACUUCGAGAUCCCGGCAUGAGCGGUCACCCUCCUCGGAGAGAUGUGGAAAAGUUCCGAGGCCAAAGCAUGAAAGAAUUUGAAAACUUUGUUACAGCUGCUAUCGCUUUCCAUGCCAGUGAUCUUGAUUAUUACAACGAACACGACCAUCGGAAGGUCAUCGAAGCCGUCACUCAUUUUAAUGUCGAGAUGCAACAACGUUGGUAUCAACAUACACAUGAUAUGCGGAUUUUGCCUCCAUGGGAAGAAUUUGUUAGCUGGAUGCAAUGUCAAGUCACCGAUCCAGAUAAAAGUUUCCGAGAUGCAGAUAGACAGUACUGGAAAACAGAGCAACAAGAAGAUCAGACAGUUCAACAAUUUGCUUCACAUUUACAAUCAAUUGAAGGGCGUCUGCGGCAUCCUUAUAGCGAAUACCAUCGGAAAUCACACCUCUACAUGAAAGUUCUACCUUCCAUUCGCCGAGAAUUUGACAAAUAUGCAACCAAACUAGAAGAGUUAAGCUAUGAUGCCACUCUUCACAAACUUGCAAUAGCAGAAUCAAAUCUGCCAGAAAGACGGAAGAAACUUAAAGAGAAGUCAAACUUCAGAAACCCUACUCAAAGCUUUAACAACAGAAAUAAUGCUUUGGAAAUCACUACGCCUAAGAGUCUGCAAAAAGUGCUUGCACUAGUAGACUCUGGGUCAGAAGUGAACUGUGUCGAUGAAUUUUGGGCAAAAGACCACAAUCUAGAAGCUGCUCACCGCAAAACCAAGAUGGUCAAAUCGAUUGAUGGAUGCAUAAUGCGCUCCUUUGGAGAGUAUAACAUUGCAACCACUGUCACUGAUCACAAGGACCCAAAGCAUGCUCCACGCGUAUUCUCGGCUGCAUAUUCGGACUUGCCGACCGGCCUACCCGAUUAUGUUAUGCCAUACGCGCAUAUCUUCUCAGAAGAAGCUGCUAUAAGCGCGCAAAGACCAGAAGAGGCGGAACACCGCAUAGAUCUCGAGCCUGGUGCGCGACCUCCAUUCAUGCCGAUAUACAACCUCUCUGAAACUGAGUUAGCUGCCCUAAGAGAAUAUUUAAAGAAUGCAUUAGACAAAGGGUGGAUACAACCGUCCAGUAGCCCGGCUGGUGCACCAAUUCUCUUUGUCCCCAAGAAAGAUGGUGGACUCCGUCUUUGUGUAGACUAUCGAGGGUUAAAUCGAAUCACCAUCAAGAACCGAUACCCUCUACCUCUAAUAAGUGAAUUACUUGACAGGCUCUCAAAAGCCAAGGUAUUCACUAAGCUGGACCUUCGAGAUGCCUACCACCGCAUACUUAUAGCGGCAAAAGACCGUUGGAAGACAGCCUUUAGAACGAGAUAUGGACAUUUUGAAUAUGUAGUUAUGCCAUUUGGAUUAGCUAAUGCUCCAGCGACAUUUCAAGCAUACAUUAACAAUGCCUUGUCUGAUUUGUUGGAUAUAUGUUGCGUUGUUUAUUUGGACGACAUUCUCAUAUUCUCCAAUUCAAAGCAGGAACAUAAAGUGCAUGUUACUAAGGUGCUAGAACGUCUCGAGCGUGCGAAUCUAUUUGCAAAACUCUCUAAGUGUACAAAUGGUAUUGAGAUGGAGCCAGACAGAGUCUCCACUAUUGUGGAAUGGCCUACACCUAAAUCAAUUAAAGAGGUUCAAUCCUUUUUGGGCUUUGCUAACUUCUAUCGGCGAUUUAUUAAGUCUUUCUCCUCUAUUGCAGCCCCAUUAUUCGAACUUACAAAAGGGAGCAAGAAAGGGGAAAGAAAAGCCACUUUUAUGUGGACAGAAAGUGCCCAAAGCGCUUUCAAUGAGCUCAAAUCGCGCUUUAUGCGUGCUCCUUUAUUAGCUCAUUUUGACCCAGCUCGGCGUAUUCAGAUUGAACCUGAUGCGUCCACUUUUGCAGUCGCUGCUAUCCUGUCACAAUUGCAGGAUGACGGGCACUGGCAUCCAGUUGCCUUCUGGUCAAGAAAGUUGAUUGAUGCGGAAACGCGUUAUGAUACUCAUGAUAAAGAACUCUUGGCUAUUGUAGCAGCAUUUAAGAAUUGGAAACACUAUCUGGAGGGAAGCCAGUAUCCAAUUCAAGUCUGGUCUGAUCAUGCCAAUCUGCAGUACUUUAUGACGACUAAGGAACUGAACAGACGUCAGGCCAGAUGGGCGGAAGCUUUAUCUGCUUAUGAUUUUGUAUUACUGCACCGCCCUGGAUCAAAGAAUCCAGCUGAUGGGCCCAGUCGUCGCGCAGACUACAGUGAGGCCUAUAAUGGCCAAACUAUGUUACCUACCCUGCAACAGAAACUGAAACAUGGAGUUAAGCUAGGCUGGGAAGCUGAUACUUCUUUUCAAAAUGAUAUUUCUUCUGAUGUAGUCUGUGCACGGGUCUCUAAUGAGCAAAAUGCUCCUUUUAAUGAGCGAAAAGCGCUCCAUACGUCGACGUCUUAUACCUCUCGCGUAAACUCUUCCCCUCUGAUGCGCGUUGAGCAAUAUAUGCCCCGGAUUGCAGUCAAUAAGGCUAUUCUUGGGGACUCAGCAUAUACAGAAAUGCCUGAAUCCUUCACCUCAUUUCUGAGUAAAGCACAGAAGAUCGAUUCUUUUGCUGCUGAGCAAAGAGAGAAGGUAAAAGAGAAGGGUAUGACUGUUGCUGAAAAUAUGCUAUGGACAAUUUCUGAGGAUGAUAUAUUGCGUGCUGAUGGUCGCGCAUAUGUCCCUCAACAAAAGGCACUCAUUGAUGAAAUUAUCAGUGCAAACCAUGAUGAUCCGCAGGGGGGUCACUUUGGUAUAAAAAAGUCCAUAGACAGCAUCCAGGACAAAUACUAUUGGCAUGGGCUAGUCAGGGAUGUCAAAGAUUAUAUAUCCACUUGUGAUACUUGUCAAAGAGUUAAGCCAAAACGGCACAGACAAUAUGGAGAGUUGGGUACAAUUCCCUUACCAUCAAAUCCUUUUGAAUCCAUUACUAUGGAUUUUAUUACAGGCUUGCCAGCCUCUACAUUCCUCCACCAAACCUACGAUGCGAUUUUAGUGAUUGUGGAUAUAUAUACCAAGUUUACGAUCUAUAUUCCUUGCACCAAAAACAUUACAGCGGAUGAGCUAGCGGAAAUCGUUUAUACCAAGUUCUAUACAAUUUACGGAGUACCUAAAAACCAUAUAUCCGAUCGAGGUUCGCUGUUUACAAGCCAUUACUGGUCCACCUUUUGUUACAUGCUAGGCGCACGCCGGAAACUUUCGACAGCCUUUCACCCUCAAACAGAUGGCCAAACGGAACGACAGAAUCAAACCUUGGAACAUUAUCUCCGAUGCUUUGUCAACUAUCAUCAAGAUGACUGGGCACGCUGGCUACCACUAGCACAGUUUGUUUACAAUACCUCUCAACAUGCCUCUACUGGAAUGGCACCCGCGGAAGCCUUAAUGGGAUAUCGACCUGAUUUGAAAAUUAACGUCAGCAAACCACCACAACCGGUUGCCAUACAUGCUGCUAGCCGCGCGAAACAUAUUGAGGAAACACGCCACAAGCUCAUCGAGAACCUACAAAAAGCACGACAAGCACAGAAAAUCUAUUACGAUGCAAAACAUAAGCCUCAACAAUUUAAAAUAGGUGACUACGUCAUGCUCAAUGCAAAAAACCUCCGAUUACUACGCCCGGUUCGUAAACUCGACCAUAAAUAUGUUGGACCCUUCAAGAUUCUGAAUACCAUCGGAAAACAAGCGUACAAACUGGAACUGCCACCUUCAUAUAGAAACAUCCAUCCUGUAUUCCAUGUUUCUUUAUUGGAGCCAUACAACCGCAGGAAUGGAGCUUUACCAGAACCAGGACCGGAACUUGUCGACGGCGAAGAAGAAUACCAAGUUGAGGAAAUUCUUGAAAAACGACAACGAAAAAACAAACCUCCGGAAUAUCUUGUGAGAUGGACAGGUUGGGGACCUAGUGGUGAUACAUGGGAACCGGAAGAAAACAUAUUAAACACUCAGGCAUUCGAAAUCUUCCUUGAACAAGAAAAUGAACGACAAAUACAAAACCAACAUACUCCCAAACGCCAAAAGCGCAAAUCUCAAGUUGAAAAACGCUAG
Histoplasma mississippiense is the source of this 4548-nucleotide messenger RNA. RefSeq lists its product as hypothetical. Gene Ontology annotation, molecular function: nucleic acid binding. The transcript is spliced from 4 exons. Gene Ontology annotation, biological process: DNA integration. Bases 1 to 4548 code for a protein of 1515 amino acids. The record is from RefSeq and is a predicted model, not a curated record. Lineage: Eukaryota; Fungi; Ascomycota; Eurotiomycetes; Onygenales; Ajellomycetaceae.